AUGUCGGCAGAGAAGCGGCCCGCAUCAGAUGAAUAUGGCUCUUCGCAGAUGUUGGUGAAGAGGCCAAACCUGGGCAAGGAUAGCAAGGCUGUAACUGUCGCCAGUGGAUCUGGAGGAAAUGGCGCGCUCACACAAGCGGCGCCGCGCACCACUGGUCUUCAAGCUCCUGUCAUGGAAUUGACUGGGCACUCAGGAGAAGUCUUUUGUGCGAAAUUUGAUCCUAACGGAAACUACUUUGCCUCUGGAUCCAUGGACAGAACGAUAAUGCUCUGGAGGACGUUUGGCAACUGCGAGAACUACGGCACUUUGACAGGCCAUAAAGGUGCAAUACUUGAUCUACAUUGGUCGCGAGAUUCAAGAGUGUUAUUUUCAGCAUCUGCAGAUAUGCACCUGGCGAGUUGGGAUUUGGAGACUGGAACGAGGAUACGACGGCAUGUUGGACACGAGGAAGUGAUCAAUACAAUGGAUAUUAGCAAACGAGGUGAAGAAAUCCUCAUCAGCGGAUCUGAUGAUGGCUAUAUCGGAAUAUGGGAUCCUCGAACGAAAGGUGCAGUGGACUUUAUUGAAACCGAAUUCCCAGUGACGGCGGUAGCAUUGGCGGAGGCUGGCAAUGAGUUAUAUUCUGGCGGCAUCGACAACGAUAUCAAGGUUUGGGACAUGAGGAGAAAGGCCGUGGUUUACUCUAUGCUGGGACACACAGACACCAUCUCUUCUCUAAGGAUAUCUCCGGACUCACAAUCGCUUCUUUCAAACUCGAUGGACUCGACCGUGCGAACUUGGGACAUCAGACCGUUUGCUCCAACAGAACGGCACAUUCGAACAUUCGAUGGAGCCCCCGCUGGAAUGGAGAAGAAUCUAAUCAAGGCAAGCUGGAACUCACAAGGGAAGAAGAUCGCAGCAGGAGCCGGAGAUGGGACCGUGGUUGUUUGGAAUAGUGAGACGGGGAAGUUGCUAUACAAGUUGCCGGGACACAAGGGGACGGUUAACUGUGCCGAAUUAUCUCCAUCGUCAGAUCCCAUCAUCCUGUCUGGCUCCUCGGAUCGGACGCUUUUGCUGGGUGAGCUGAAGUGA
Molecule: messenger RNA, 1071 nt
Organism: Hyaloscypha bicolor E
Lineage: Eukaryota; Fungi; Ascomycota; Leotiomycetes; Helotiales; Hyaloscyphaceae
Product: WD40 repeat-like protein
Exons: 4
Coding region: 1-1071 (356 amino acids)
Cellular component (GO): catalytic step 2 spliceosome
Molecular function (GO): protein binding; RNA binding
Source: RefSeq, a predicted model, not a curated record